Amoebophrya sp. A120 is the source of this 2706-nucleotide messenger RNA. The record is from the annotation of a GenBank genome assembly. Lineage: Eukaryota; Dinophyceae; Syndiniales; Amoebophryaceae.
AAGGUUGCAAAGGACCCAGCAACUUCUACGCCUUGCCCCGGUGUCCAGCUCCUAUCAGAAAGCAGCGACAAAUACCUUAACAUUUCUUUUUUGCGGACGCAUAAUUAUUGUUUGUUCACGGCCACUGUGCCUUUUUUUUCAACCACAUUUUUAGCUAGGAUAAAGCACCACGAUCAGAAGAUGGAGUGCAGUUGUACCAUGCUGCAGAAUAAACAUCGAUUGCCCGCCGGCAGCAAGAGCAACAUGACAUCAAGGCUAGCAGAAACCUCUAUGGCACCAGCGAUUUCUUCCGAGCUUUUCUGUGACAACAUCGACCUGCGUACUGGUACCCCCACCUGUGCCGUUGUUGUUUCCAGCGACGAUGUUUUCCCAUCUCCCAGAUCACAGUCGUGAUCAACAAGUUGGGAAAAUUUUAGCCCCGAAUAAGCCGAAAACAGACACCAUUCACCCCAAGCCGAAACGCGUCGUGCACUUCAGGACCCGACGGAGCGCACCGCCGUCAUCGCACAGGGAGGAAGGUUUAACAACUUCUGGACCGACUUCGGGAAGCAGCUGCGCGGGACGAGGUGCAGCUGCGCCGCCUUCAUCUGCUGCACAACACGCAGAGGGAAUAAACAAUAAGAGGUCAACUUUAUCCUACAGAGGACCUCCACCCGCCAAGAGAGUCACAACAGCCGGACCCGGUCUACUUCUCCCCAGUCGAAAAAGUACAACUUCCACUACGCGCUUCGUACUUAGUAGAGGUAAUACAGCUCGUGAUCAACUACAAAUAAAGACCACCGGCGGAGCUUCAUCCUCUGGAACUACGAAGAACAAUAAUUUUCUUCACACGUCUUCGGGAGGUAGCUGCGCAGGAGGAACUUCUAACGGUGGUACAGUAUUAAGAACCUCGGGUACUAGGAGGUCUUGUGCUACUGGUACUAGAAGUUCAGCGAACUACGGUGCAGCUGUGUCGAGGAGCAGCAUAAUUGCAGGAGUUCGUGUUGGCAAAAAUACUACAAAAGGAAAAACUACUAGUUGUACUAGUCGCCCUUCUACAUACGUAGUACAACGCGAAGAGGACCACUACAACUGCACUGGUUCCAGCAGCUCUUGCGCUAGUUCUUCAGAAAACUACAGCAACGAGAGCAUCUAUGGAUGUGUCAGAGUUGAAAUCGACAAAGUUGAAAUGAUUUGUCAUGCAUAAAAUGCGACACAGAGACUGACUCCAUUGCUGAAGGCGCAAGGGAGGCAGAUUCUACUGCUGGUAAGGGUCACGCAUUGGGCUGUUGACUAGCAUGACAGGGAGCAGCCAUCUUGCCCUAAACAGCAUGACAGACUUGCUGCAGAGGCCAGGAAAAUUUGUCAUGCGCCGAUUGGAAACUGUGGGUGUCUAACUGGUAUAGGUUUUAUGCAUCACAAAUUAUUUUUUCAACUUUGUUAAUUUCAAUCCUGACAGUUCCAUAGCAUCUACAACGGUUCCUCCUCGCGAUCUUGUAGCAGUGACAGAGAGCAGGUCCUCAAGGCUCACAACCAUUACAACCCAGCAAAUAACGGGAACAGUGGUCAAAAUUCAUCAAGACUCGAAAGGACGAAGGCGAUAACUGCCUCUAGUGCAGGUGGAAAGAGCUGCUACAACACGAGGGCCUCCAGGCGUGAUAAAUCGAAUUCGAGAGUUCUUGUUUCAACAAAGACCAAGAGCACCGCAGGAGCAGCAGCAGCAGUACCGAAGCCUCAUAAAGCGUGUCAGUUCCUCGAGGACGACUGCGUGGUCCAACGGCAGAGGAACCACGCGACGAACAGGAGAGACCACCACAGAGAUAUCAAACAGUGCGACUGGAGCAGUACGAAGAGUAAUCCUUCUUCUAGUAGUUCUUGGAAAAAAAGUUCUGGCACUGCUUCGUCCUCUUACAACCGGGGGAACAAGAAUCAUUACACUUAUAGAAGCCAGCGGACCUCCCGCCGCACGAGGAGGAGGAGGAGGACCUCAACUUCGACAUCAUCAAGCGACGGCGACGCCACGGACAGGACGGUCGGCACCUCCGAACUUUCCUCCAACACCGACAUCUGGCCGUACUACAUCGACGACAAAAACCACGUCCGGUUGAUCGACCCAGACGAGGACUUAUCAAAUGCAAAAAUGUCUGGGUUUGGAAGAAUGCAAGUUUGUCAUGCUCGUCUGGCAUGACUCGAGAAUCUGUGUAUGUUGCAUAGGCACGAAAAGGCCCUCAUACCUGUCAUGCAAAAACGCAGUUCGCCAUGCGGAAUACGUAAGACAUGGCAGCCAAGAAAUUUGUCAUGCAUAGCUGCCUACUGCAGUGCGUCCAUCAUUCACUUUUAGCAUUACAAGUUUCCAGACCCAGACAUAUUUGCACUUGAUAGGACGAGAGCGACAGCGAUCCAGAGUACACGCAGCACGAGUACAACAAGGAACAGCGGGUUUUGACUUUCUACGCCUGGUUGAUUCACGCGUUGUACAUCGGGUUUGUGUUUGUCAUGUUCUAUGACGACCCCGACCCGCAGACCCACAUCGUUUUGUCCAUCAUCGCCUACAUUUUCGUGGUUGCCGCGACCUACCGGAAGCCGGUGGUGUAUUUACCGGAACCGGACUAUGUGAAGCACCAGAAGGAGUACUAGGACAGGAGAAAUACAUAACAACAACUGUAAUAUUCGACUACAUCAAAGGGAACGAUUUUUUUAGCAGAAACACUGCCUCGCGCCGCAGCC